Sphaerodactylus townsendi is the source of this 12040-nucleotide messenger RNA. It is a transcript of the gene HIVEP3, whose product is annotated as HIVEP zinc finger 3. The transcript is spliced from 8 exons. The record is from RefSeq and is a predicted model, not a curated record. Lineage: Eukaryota; Metazoa; Chordata; Lepidosauria; Squamata; Sphaerodactylidae. Gene Ontology annotation, biological process: regulation of transcription by RNA polymerase II. Gene Ontology annotation, cellular component: nucleus. Bases 892 to 8268 code for a protein of 2458 amino acids. Gene Ontology annotation, molecular function: zinc ion binding; DNA-binding transcription factor activity, RNA polymerase II-specific; RNA polymerase II cis-regulatory region sequence-specific DNA binding.
GUUCACCAGACAAGACUCGGCCACUUGUAUGGAGGAGUGGGGAAUCAAACUUGCUCAGUCCAAGUCUGAGCAUGACUUCUGUUACCAGGUGAGGUGUUUGACUCUGCCAACACAGUUGAAGCUAUUAUUUUUUUAAAAAAAAUGUUUCUCAGAUGCUAACGUUGUGAUGUUGUUCUUGUUUAGGUUGAACUGAUCCCUGGACGAAUAAAUAAAUAAAGAAAAAGAAGAAACACCAUUGGAGUCACAGAAAAUCAGCAUCAUUAAACGAUGGGGUUGGAGACAUCCCAGUGGAGUGAACAUCAGAGACAGAUCACUACGAGCUGGAUGAAGGAUUGCGAGCAGUAAGUUGCCUAAGAUCUGGAAGUACCGAAGUUAGAAGAGCAGGAAAACAAAAGGAGAAACAGACGCCCACCCACCGUUGAGUGCUGUUUUCCAAGCCAAGGCGAGCAGUGAUGAGAUGAGGAUUAGAGAGUCAGGUUUGCAAAGGUUUGCAUAAAAGAAGAAUAAAAGAGAACCCACGGAUGGCUGCUCGUCUUUGAAGGUUCGCCGUUGUCAACCGCGCGAAAAUGGCCCGGUUUAAAGCCUCAACCAGGAUCGCAAGGCAAAUAUUCAGACUCAGAGUUUUGGAAACGUUUCCCUCUUCGAAGUAAUUUGUCGUGCAUUACCAAUGUGAACUUUAUUGAACCGCAACCCCCUUUCCCCUCCCUCUGGUAUCAAAUAACAACGAGCGACGCUUGGAAUCUCAAGUCAACAACCCUUUCUUGGCAUCUGUAGCUUUGUAGCGAAUGCAGGCAAGGCGGGAGAUACAUGGAGGGAACCUCUCUUGUUCAUAAAUGAAGCCUGCCCAUACCUUCCCCAAAUAGUCUUUUCCAACUCCCUUGUGAAAAGGUCAUGGAUCGUGAACAAGGCCAGAAGAGCACAAAGAAGGGUGAGGAAGGUCCGAAGAAAAGGCUGACCAAAGGAGAGGCUUUCCAAGGCUCUGUUUCAUCUGCUGCAGGGACAUAUCCGGGCAGCUCCAUUCCUACGCAAGGGUCUCCUCUUCAGGAUAUUGCAUUGCAGCAGCAUUUUUCAAGGGAAGAGACCCAGGAGCAAGGACCUCAGGCGCAAGCCAAGCACUCCUCUUUUGAACCCCACGUUACCCAGCUUCCACCACACCCCCUGUCACCCGCAUUCAUGCCACCCAGGAAACAGGAGCACGUCCUGGAAGGGUCCACGUGGCAGUUAGUUGACCCAGCGAGAGCAGGUACUUCCAGUUCAUUUCCGGCAGCUGGGCUUCAUUCCAGCGGUGGCCAGCGCUUACCUUCUCACCCCUCCGUCGUUCCGGGAGAAGAGAUGCCCCCCGUCCAAAAGGUCUACGGCCCCCGUGCUUCACAGGUCUCCACGAAACAAUCCGAAGACGUCCACAAGAAGGAGAAGAAGCCCCAGAAACCCGGCAAAUACAUUUGCCAGUAUUGUAGCCGGCCUUGCGCCAAGCCGAGCGUGCUUCAGAAACACAUCCGGUCACACACGGGGGAACGACCGUAUCCAUGCGUCCCAUGUGGCUUUUCCUUCAAAACCAAGAGCAAUUUAUACAAACACAGGAAGUCUCAUGCUCACAGGAUCAAAGCUGGGCUGGCAUCAGGAACUGGAUCAGAGUUGUACCAUUCCGGCUUGGAAAUGGAGAGGAUGGUGGCGGAGGAAUUCGAAGAGCCGACUGAAGGAGAGAGCACGGAUUCGGAGGAGGAGACUCGGACCACGUCAAGCCACUUGGUAGAACUGUCCCCCCGGCAGAAGCAAACAAUGUUGUACGGGGCAGGCAGCCAGGGGUCUAGCCAGGAGAGUGGCUCCUUUUCUCAUUCCAGUAUGUCUGUGUCAUUUGAAGACAGCAGCCAGUUUGUGGAGCCGGUCUCUGAGCACGGCCACAGUCAUAGGUCAGAGGAAACUCAUACCAUCAAGCAGAAGCUCGCUCUCCGGCUAAGUGAAAGGAAAAAGGUGAUUGAAGAACAGGCUUUCCUCAGCCCUGGCAGCAAAGGGAGCACCGAAUCAGGCUAUUUUUCCCGGUCUGAAAGUGCCGAGCAGCAGGUCAGCCCACCCAACACCAACGCAAAAUCGUAUGCAGAAAUUAUUUUUGGCAAAUGCGGGAGGAUCGGCCAGCGGACCGCCAUGUUGUCUGCCACCACUGCCCAGGAAUUCCCGCCGGUUUCGAUGGAGGAGAAAGUGAGCACAGUCCCCUUGUCUGUGCCUAGAACCCAGGUCAUCGAGCAUAUCACCAAGCUGAUUACCAUUAACGAAGCGGUGGUGGAUACCAGUGAAAUAGACAGCGUGAAGCCGAGACGCAGUUCGCUGUCCAGACGGAGCAGCAUCGAAUCGCCGAAGUCCGGCGCGUACCGAGAACCAUUUCAGUUGGAAGUUAAACCGGGUAGUCAGCUCGACUCGUCCAAGUCUUUGGCCUCCCAUAUGGAAAAAAUGAAGCCUGAACAAUCGCUACUAUCGCUCCAGCAAUCCCACAGUGCCACAGAGACAGUGCCUCUCCUAAGAAGCCACUCGAUGCCUUCUGCAGCAUGCACUAUGAGUUCCGCGCAUCCCUUUCGAGGUAGUUAUUCUUUCGAUGACCGCAUCACAGAAUCGGAAGUCUCAAGCCACGGCCAGGUGUCUUCGUCCCAUCCUCGGAUGCUAAAACGACAGCCCGCCAUUGAGCUACCUUUGGGAGUGGAGUACAGUACCGAGGAGGUGAGCACCGCCAGCAAAGAAACGGUUUCUAAACCUGCGGAAGAGCAAGAAACCAAGGAGAGCGAGCAGACCAAAAAGUCCAGAAGGGGCCCCAAAGCAAAAGGGUUCAUGUACGAAUGUAACGUUUGUGGUGCUCGGUACAAGAAAAAGGAUAAUUACGAAGCGCACAAAAAAUAUUAUUGUUCAGAACUCCAGGUCUCCAAGCCUCGUUCUUCCACUUCUCAUACCUCAUCAGAAUCGGAGAAAGUGCUUGCGGAAUCUGAUCCUUGGCCACAGGUGAUGCAUUAUAAGCUGGGAAGCAGUUUAGAGCUUAUGCCGCUGAGGAAAAGGCGUAAAGAAAAGAGUCUCGGCGACGACGAAGACCAGCCUUCUUUCGAGUUGACUGAAACUUCCUCAUCCAGUGUCGGGCCGGCCAGUCAGUAUAUUAGCCAGAAAUCUACUGAUGUGGCCUUGAAUCUAACUUCUGAGUCGAUCAAGUCACCAGCAGCACCCAGUACAUCUGUCCCACUGUCUGGCGUUAGUGUGAGCUUUCACUCUCGGAGCGGGAAACCAGCUUUUAGCAUGGAAAUCAAGGAGAGGAGAACCACCUCGAAAGAGAUCUCGGUAAUCCAGCACACGAGCUCCUUUGAGAAGUCUGACUCUAUAGAACAGCUAGGCGGCUUGGAAGGAGAAGAAAAGCUCCAUUUGCAGUAUUCAUCUCAGCCUGCAGUUCCUCAUGGGCGGCCAUCUCAUUCCCUGCAGCCAAAGCUUGUCCGUCAACCCAACAUCCAAGUCCCUGAGAUCCUGGUUACAGAAGAGCCCGACAGGCCUGAGGCCGAAACUGAACCUCCACCUAAAGAGCCAGAAAAAACAGAAGAGUUUCAGUGGCCACAGAGAAGUCAGUCUCUUUCCCAACUUCCUGCGGAGAAACUACCACCCAAGAAAAAGAGGCUCCGGCUAGCAGAAAUGGCUCAGUCUUCUGGUGAGUCCAGUUUUGAGUCUGUGAGAAGCCCAAGUCAGGAAAGCAGCAUCUCCCAUGGCUCCAGCCGGUCGACUUCCUUUGAGCGAGAGGAAGGUGCUUCCCAGCCCGCUGAAUCCCUUACAAAACCUCUCGGCAUUGGACCACAUAUGCUAAUGGUGCCAAGCCACCAUCAACACCCCCACCAUUCCCGAGAAAUGCGGAGAUCCGCGUCUGAGCAAACGCCCAAUGUCUCUCACUCCUCCACAAUAUCCGAGACCCGCAGCAAAUCGUUUGACUAUGGAAGUCUGUCCUCCUCUCCUGCUUCUGCAUCUCGCACCCCAACCACCACCACGGCGCCACCGGAGAGGCGGAAAUGUUUCCUGGUUCGGCAGGCGUCCCUAACUAGACAUCCGGAGCAUGAGCCAGACUCCGCCCCCAAAGGAGGGACGGAGACAGAGGAAGUCUUGCAGCCUUCAAGCAAGUCUUCAGUUGCAAGUUUGCCUUUCCAGCACCCUUCUUCGUCUUCCUCUUCUUCUCAUGGAGGCUAUGCGAGUGAGAAGGGCCAACCAAAAGACUGCUCUGAGGCCACUUAUCCCCAUCCCUACACCGAAGCUCUGCAAGUGUUCCAUCAUCCCACACCUCAGUUCACGCUUCAUGAAAAGCAAUAUGUGGCCCCCCAGAUCUCUCUCAUGCCAUUCCAGCACCUUUUGCCCCAUUCAGGAGGACAGUCAGUAGAGCUCUUCUCCAGUCAGGUCAUGACGGACAUCUUCUCUGGCCCGUACUCCGUUCCACAGAUACCUCAUUCCAUAUUUCAGAACCCUCCUCUUCCUCUGCAAGAAGCAUUGCUGCACCCAAGCCAACUACAUAUUACCCCUCCGCUGAUGUCACACCCUGCUGACGUGCAACUCCGGCAAAGCCCGCCUCUCAUCCCUGUCCACUACCCGGUCUCCCCGCCACUCCCGUCUGCCUUUUUUCUUCCCUUCCAGUCCCAGCUGGCUCUCCAGUUGCCAAGUGAGAUUGGAGCCCAUUUGCCCCAAAUCAAAUCCAGCUUAUCUCCGCCAAUUGGAAGGUCUGCUUUUUCGCCAUCGGCAGACUACAGCUCUGAAAACAGGUUACAUAUUUUGACUCGCCCAGCUAGCUCGUCAGCAUCUGUCUGCAUAUCUCAGUUGGUUGUCCCUGCCCGUUCUGAUCCCGUAGUGUCCCUCGUAGUCCCCGUUCGCAUUCAGACCAACAUGCCGUCCUAUGGGAGUGCCAUGUACACAACCCUUUCUCAGAUCCUGGUCACUCAGUCCCACUGCAGCGCCUCCUCUAUCAUUCUGCCAAAAUUUGAUGAUUAUCAAACAAAGGGGACCUUAGUCUGCACUGCUGAUGUUCACGGAAUAGGUCUGGAUUUGGCACAGAUGAUCACGGAUGAGCAGAGGGCUUUGUUCCAGACUCCCUACUGGAGACUUCCAUUGUCCCUGGCUGAAAAAAAAGGUUACAUUCCCCUCAGCUCCCCGCCAGAAAGCGUCUUGGGUCUAGAAGUGAGCACGUCAACCAUUGGGGGAAGCAAACGGAUGCUGUCUCCAGCGGGGAGCUUGGAGCUUACCAUGGAAACGCAGCAGCAGAAAAGGGUGAAGGAAGAGGAAUUCUCUGAAUCGGAAGAGAAGCUGGAAGUGUUGAAGGCCCCUAGUGCAAUAGAGGAAGAAAAGAAACAGGACCAAAGGAGAGCCAAGACGGAAACACCACCAAACAUGUCCCCCGAACCAUCAGAACCAGAGGAAGCCCAGAGGACUUUACGGGCAAUAUUGUUUCAGCCUGAAGCCCGAGAGGCCUGUGAACACCAGGCUGGCAAACCAUUUGGAAACAAGGACUCUCCACAGAGGGUGAAGAGGGAAGAUUCCAAAGAUCCAGUGGAACUGCCUUCAGCAAACCCUCCAAGUCCAGCUCUUCCCUCCGAGACUGCUCAAAGUUCAAAAAAGACUCAAGAAGGUACAGAUGUUAAGAAGGUACUCCAGUUUCCUAGUCUCCAUACAACUACGAAUGUCAGUUGGUGCUAUUUAAAUUACACAAAGCCAAAUCACAUCCAGCAAGUUGACCGAAGGUCCUCGGUGUAUUCCAGCUGGUGCGUUAGUUUGUAUAAUCCCAACCUCCCAGGUAUACCCACUAAAGUGGCCCUCUCGCUCCUGUGCUCCAAGCAGAAAGUGAGCAAAGAAACAUACACCCUGGCUGCUGCUCCGCUUCCGGAAGCUGGGAGGCUUGUUCCCUCGAGUUCCAGGAAUCCCAAAAUGUCAGAGGUUCAUCUGCCUUCACUCCUUCCCAAUGAAGGUCGAAAAGACAUAGCAAGGACUGACAAAGAGGAGGAGAAAAGAGGGAAAGCGGAAGAAGACGUUCCUGUAUCCAAAAGAGGAGAACCAGCCCGGAUCAGGAUCUUUGAAGGAGGGUACAAAUCAAAUGAAGAGUAUGUGUAUGUGCGAGGCCGCGGACGAGGGAAGUAUGUAUGUGAGGAGUGUGGAAUUCGCUGCAAGAAACCCAGCAUGCUGAAGAAACACAUUCGCACGCACACAGACGUCAGGCCCUAUGUCUGCAAGUACUGUAACUUUGCUUUUAAAACCAAAGGGAAUCUGACUAAACACAUGAAGUCAAAAGCCCACAGCAAAAAAUGUGAGGAAAUGGGGGUGUUAGUGUCUUCACUGGUCGAGCUAGAAGCAGAAGGAACCAGUGAAGACGUCUUUCAAGAUUCAGAAGGGCAUGAGGGAUCUGAGCCACUUGAAGAACACCAGUUUUCAGACUUGGAGGAGUCUGAUGAUGGUGAUGAUGAUGACGAAGAAGAAGAGGAGGAAGAGGAGGAGGAGGAAAGUCACAAGGAGCUAUCUGAAAAGCUCUCAGAAAAUAAGACAUCCCUCUGCCCAGGACAGUCUUUCAAAAGUCCUCCUUCUACCCUUGAAAAAGGCACCAAGACAGAAUUGUCCAUAUCAAAAGAGGUCUCGAGCAGUGAGCGUGCUGAGCAAAGUCACCCGGCCACCUCCUCAGGGUUAGAAACAAAAUGGUCAGCAGACAGUUGUGAAGUUUCUGUCUGCCACAGUUUCUUAAGACAUCAUCGACCUGUUUUGACCUCCAGCGAGCACCUAGCUUCUGCCGAGAAGGAAUCGGUCACGAGGCCACAGAUGUUCUUAGCAAUGGACUUGUCGAUCUCCAAAGAUGCCUCACCCCGAAGAAAGUGGUCCCCAAGCAAGGACACAGGCGGCGCUGGCAGUAACCGGUCCAUAUUAGCUCGAAAGCAUUUGUUAACCAAAAACGAAACUUCGCCUAAAAGGUUUUCGCCAACUGGAGAAACAGCUUCAUUGAGGAGCCUCUCGCCAGGGCUGGGGAUUUCUCCUUCUCAUAGUCUGUCCCCUAGGAGGGAGACAUUUCCUCUGCAGAGUUUGUCUCCAAGACUUGAUCUCUCGCCAAGCAGGUACCUUUCACCAAGAAGAGAGCUGUCAUCACGGACGUGUCCUGCACCAGAAAGAGGAGUGUCUCCUGUGAGGCGAGUUUCUCCGAGUAGGGAAAUGUCUUCGAGCAGAUACUUAUCCAUGAAGAAGAUGUUUUCCCACAGCUAUUCAGCACCACCUUCAAGAUACCCAUCCCCGGGAAGAGAGGAUUUACCUUCUAGCAGUCAUUCGGUACCAGAUGAAAAAAUUCACAGUUUGGGUAAAAGUCAGCAUGGGAUCUCCUCUCCGGUGUCUCUACCUCACAAGUCGCUUGGCAAAAAUACAGAGCUGUGUGAAGAACCUAAACAGUCAUUGCAGAAGACGGCAUCACGGGGCUUGACAAGUUCCCCAGGCACUGCUCAGCAUCUCUGCUUAAGACCUUGGCAAUCACCUCACGAAAUGCACAUCCACCCUCCAAGCCGAGUGGAAGACUACGUCUUCAGCCACCUCCCACUGCAUUCCCAGCAGCUCCCCAGGAGUCCUUAUCCGAUGAUUCCAAUAGGGGGCAUCCAGAUGGUUCAAGCACGGCCUACCAGCCAUCCUACUUUGGGCCGUGGCUCAGUAACGUCACUGCAUGCCAGCCAUUUUGCACCUGGCAGCACCUUAUCUGAAUUUGGCCCGGCAAAAGAAAGGAGCCGAGAGGUCCAGGAUCCACAACAAAUGGUGUCAUCAUCAGCAACCUCACCGCUUCAAAGCAGCGGCUACUUAGAAGGGACAAUAAGGACUAGUAAGCUUCAGAAGAAGGUAGCCAAGGAGGAAUACAGGGUUAAAACAUGCGCCGAACUGAGCAGCAGAGAGCAGGGAACUCCUAGCGAGAGUUCCGGCCCAAAGGGUGAGCUUUCUCCGGAGUCUUUGAUGGGGAGGGGAGAACCCUUGGAAAAGGCAGGGAAGGGAAACCCGAGCUGCUCGAGCACUUCCUCUGAACCCAUCCGCACUUUCAUCUCAGACUUUCCUGCCCAGACGCUGGACAGAAGCAGCAGCACUGGCUGUCUGGCCGAGUUUCCAUCUGGCCAGUCGACCUCCUGCCAACUCUCAGUUAGGAGAAGGAACUUCUCAGGAGAGCCAGCCCCCCAAGCGGGGGCGCAUCGGAAGAGUAGCCCACCCCUGGAACAAGCAGGCUUCGGCCCACCGCAGAGGGAAGCGGACAGUGAUACAGGAAGUACUUGAGCCCACCCUCCAUCUUUUAUCACUGGUUUCCCAUGUAAAUCGACACACCUUGAUCAACGCUCAUAGGUAUAGGAAGGACUUCGGAGUGCGACCAAACUCACAGACAAGUCGCUGGUUCUCUUUUGUUUCUGUCUGGUCUUAUUUCCAUACGUACCUGUGCCUUUUUCUAUACCAUUCUGUUGCUUGAAAUAUACACAUGCUGAGGGUAUGUUUUUUUUUUUUUAAAAGAAAGUGUCGGAAAAGGGGUUCAUUAGAUUGCGUCUCCUUCACCAUUUAAAUGUCUGUUGGUGUAGUUUGCAGAAUAAGAAAGGGGUCGAGAAGCAUUUUGAAGAGAUGCACUGAAAAAAAAACAUUUAGGGGAUAACCAAAACACCUCUUAAAAUAUACUGGUUGAAUUAUUAGGCAAAAUGACCCUGUGCCCCUUGUACAGACAGCAAUGACCCCUAUUUAUUACGUUUUAUUUAAUAUGUGCCCAAGUGCUUAUAUUAUAAUUAUGAUUUGCAUUACUCUUGUUGCCUAUAAAUGUGCUUUAAGGACAGCUGUGAUUGCUUUAAUUUUGGGGGGAAAGUGUUUACCCUUGAAUUUUAACUGAAACUAGCACUUAUUUUAGAGGGGAAGGCCCCAAGGGCCAUGAAUGGAAAUCCCCCCCCCCGAAAAAGGAUCUUUUAUGUGCCUCCUUUGCACACAACCCCCCUAAAGCACUUUUUAAAAGAAGGGACCCAUACAAAAAAAGCCCCCCUCCCCCAAAAAGCAUGUAAAGAAAAUUGAAAUAUAUUGAAUGUAAAAAGUUCUUCCAAGAACAGUGUCCAAUUCUAGGUCCCCCCCCCCCCACCGCGCGUUCUCCUUGCUUUAAAUUCCAGUGCAAACUGCUGCUUUAACAAACGCACAUAACCCCCCUAUGGGGGGUGCCUUUCGCCAAGCCCUGGAGAGCACAGGCUUGGCUGUAAAAACCGCCCUCUUGUUUCCUUGAAAAUUCGACCCUUUGAAAAUUCACUCUCCAGUUUGAGAAAUGGAAUCUCAGCCUUGCAAGCCAUUUUUUAAAAAAAUCCCCUGAUCGUCCAUGGAGGGAGCGACGUUGUCUCCCCACUCCUUGUGUUCCUUUGAGAAUUUUAACACACACACACACACACACACACACACACACACACACACACACACACACACACACACACACACACACACACACACACACACACACACACACACACCCCCGCGGUAUUUGUAUCGUAGGCCUUUGAGCGUUUCAAAUCACCAACUUGCCAGGGGUCAUGGUUACCCAAUCAGCUUGUUUUGGCAAGUACCACAAAGUAGAGGCCCUCAAAGAAUCCUGGGAGAUUUAAAAAAUGGAGAAUUUUUCUCUCUGUGUCCCCAACAGUGCAAUCCAAGACAACUGCUGCACUUUUAGAUACCUUAUUUACCUGACAGGAAGACUAGUGGUCUUACAUACAAGUUAGUUAUGUACAGCACUGUUUUUUUAAAAAGAAAUUGCUAACCUAACGGCUGAGUCUCAGUCAUCUAAAAUCAUAGCAUGUUGGGUCCCGUUGUGAUAACACUGUAGGAAAUAUUGCUCACGUGUCCCCAAACCUGAGCAUGAGCGUAGUGAGAGGGAUAUUCCUUUUUCUUCCCUCAGCUGUAUAGAAUAGGGUUUGGAGGGGGCAGGAGGGAAGUAUGCACCUCCUAUCCUCCAAGAGACUAUCAGAGGCCCCUUCUGCACAAGCAAAAUAAUGCGUUUUCAAACCACUUUCACAACUGUUUGCAAGUGGAUUUUGCUAUUCCGCACAGCUUCAAAGAGCACUGAAAGCAGUUUGAAAGUGCAUUAUUCUGCAUGUGCGGAAUGAGCCAGAGAUUUGAGCAGAUCCAUUUCUCCUUACUCUCAAUCCUCUUUAGCUGAAAUUCAAACUGCCUUCAACAUAUGCCUCCUGGAGUGUCAAAGAGCACGAUCAGUCCUCGUCCAACUCAUUUUUGUGGGGGUUUUCUUCCUUUUUUAAGUUUUCAAAGUUUUAUUUAUCAUGCCUGGAGAGUAUGUCUCCCACCCACCCCUUAUCUAAAAAUCCCUGCACUGCUUGUAAGACGCUUCACUUCACUGCUGAAUUCCAUCACAAAGUCUUCUGUUAGAGGAAGAGAAGGAGAAUGAUAUUGAAAAGGUGACUGCAGGUAACUCCCGCCACUCACCAAUACGAUGCCGCAUAUCGAGAAGUCAAGUUCGAGGCAUACAACUUCGUGCGGCUGAUUCAGUUUGAAUACAGCCGCUGAUAAAUAACCAUUUGCUCGGAGAAAGGAAUGUCCCGUUGCGUCUUUGGAGGGUCUUGCCCUACGUACGGAUUGCCCUACGUACGGAUUGCACGGAUUUUUCCAAUUCUCUCCACAAAAUCCGAUCCACCAAUAAUUAACCCAUAGAUUCGUCUUUCUUUCCGAGACGUUCCAAAUUAUACCACACACGCACUAUGAAAAAAGUGAAACGAAACAGUGAAUGAAUUAUUGCACAGGUGAACAGUAUAGAUUGGCGGGGGGUGGCGGGGAGGGGGGUGAAUUGGAUCAUUUCCAAUGUAUCAUUUCAUUUUUGUGUUUGAAUGUGAAAUUACAGACCAACAGGUUUUGUUUUGUUUUUGUUUUGUUUUUGUUAAGGUUGAGAUUGUGACGGUUACCAAACCGACUCUGGAAUUUCAGAAUUCAUUGGAAAAUGUCGUUUAUGGUCUAUACGUUUUUCUCCACUGUUUACAUCCAUUGUGAAGUCUCUUUCGUUGCAGAAUCCCAGAAUGAUCGUGGUAGCAAGUUCACACUGGAGCUUAGUACCUACCCCGCAGACCUUAUUGAAAGGCCCAGUGCGACCCACACUUCAACCGGUUCUGGGGAUGAGCAUUUAUUGCUGGAUGAAAGUCCAGCUCCAAUGAAGUUUAAGCCACCUUCUCAAUAGUCAUAAAGCCUCCAGAAAGUCAUCAACUUCAGUAAGAGAGAGAGAGAGAGAAAGCAUUAGAACAGAACUUCUGUAGGCAUUACUGGAAAGCAUCUUGUCUCUGUUAAGGAGCUGGCUGCCAUUUUGACUGGUUAAUUUCUGCUCUCCCCCCCACCCCCCCUUUCACUGCCUUGAUUUCCAUGCAGUUCUAUUUGUACUGAAGGGUUCUGGGUAUUGAAACUGCACGUGAGCCUCUAUGGCAGCACCUGCACAUUUAUUAUCCAUUCAUCUUAUAAGCGCAUCUGACGAUGUGUUUUGGGGGGCUAGAUCAAAUGGCACGGGACACUCCGUUUUUCAGUCUUUGAAUCUUUUUCUUUCGGUUCCAAUGGAGUCUGUUAAAAAUCCAGUGCACGUUUGGUUUUUUUGUUUUUCUUAAAUAACUAUCUGGGUCUGGUUACCUUUUUUGCUCUUGGUUAGGUUUCAGCAGAGGAGUGUUUUCUCCACUUGCCUACAUCCACAGGCAGCUAAGGAUUGCAUAGAGUGUCUUGUACAUAUUAUACUAUUCAAGAGCAUGUAUGUUUUGGAAGAAUCGCCAGGGCUGUGAACACUGGACUGUGCAAGCAGAGAAUGCGGCAGAGCAGCUUGUCCAUAGCUUUGGUAGACAAUAUUGUCUUCUUUCCCUGACUGUACAGGACACUCCCCCCCCCCUCCCAUUUUGGGAUCCAGUGCCUGUCUAGGGUCGUAAACAUUUGAAUCCAUGCAUCUGCAAACGAUAGGGUUUUGUGUAUUGUCGAAGGCUUUCACAGCCGGAAUCACUGGGGUCUUGUGGGGGUUUCUGGCUGUGUUCCAGUAGCAUUUUCUCCUGACGUUUCGCCUGCA